This is a messenger RNA of Loxodonta africana (African savanna elephant), 7498 nucleotides long. It is a transcript of the gene LIMK2, whose product is annotated as LIM domain kinase 2. The coding region runs from base 2399 to 4252 and encodes 617 amino acids. The transcript has 17 exons. The record is from RefSeq and is a predicted model, not a curated record. Gene Ontology annotation, biological process: actin cytoskeleton organization; protein phosphorylation. Gene Ontology annotation, cellular component: nucleus; cytoplasm. Gene Ontology annotation, molecular function: ATP binding; protein serine/threonine kinase activity; protein binding. Lineage: Eukaryota; Metazoa; Chordata; Mammalia; Proboscidea; Elephantidae.
AGGUGUCGGGGUUGUGGGGACCAUGUUGCUCCCAGCCAGAGGUGGUACAGGACUGUCAACGAAGCCUGGCACAGCUCUUGCUUUCGACUCUGUGCCAAGGGCUGUACGUGCAGUGGAUUGUCACACUUAAACCCAGACAGUCUGGCUCUGGGCCAGGCUGGCCUCCAGCAUAGUGUGGUAGAGCCUAGUAUAGACAGCCUGCAUUUGAUUCCUGGAUCCAUCUCUCACUUAGCAGCUUGCUGACCUCAGGCAAGUGAUUUAACCUCUCUGUGCCUCGAUUCCUUCUUCUGCCAAGAGGGGGAAAUCAAAGUUCUACUGAAUAUGGUUGUGUGCCUUAAAAUUCAUCCAUACGUGUGUCUGGCACAGGCUGAGUGCUCAGACCAGUGUGGAUGUCUGUGUGAGGGUAUUGUGGCAGUCGAUAGGGCUGACUGAGUUCUACACAGAUGCCAAAAGCUGUUCUUCACUUUAAGAGGCAGUGAAACAGAGUGGCUGAGUGCUUUGGUUCUAGAGCAAGGGUCGUCAAACUAUGGCUGUCACCUGUUUUCAUAGGGCCUGUGAGUUUUACGUUUUUAAAUCCUUGGGGGAAAAGGAGGAGAAUAAUUGUGACACAUGAAAAUUAGAUGAAUUUCAGAUUUCAGUGUCCAUAAAUAAAGUUUUAUUGGAAUACAGCCAUGGCUCCUUUUGUGCUACAAUGCAGAGUCGAAUAGCUUAGACGCCGUACUGCCUGCAAAGCAUAAAUAUUUGCUAUAUGGCCCUUUACAGAAAGUACCCUAACCCCCGCUGUAGAGUCAGACUUAACUGGGUUUGAAACCCAGCUCCACCACUUACCACCUAUUUGUCCUUAGACUAGUGACUUAACCCCUCUAAGCCUCUGUUUCUUCAUCAGUUGAACGGGGAAUGAUAGCACCAACUCCAUUGGUUGGCAAAUUAAGUAUAAUAGAUAACAAAUGCAGAGCACUUAACACGAGGCCUGGAACAUAUUAAGUGCUCAGUAGAUGUUAGCUUAUUAACAGGGUGCAAACCAAAUCAUUUUACCUUCAUUGUUGUCUCUACACCCAGUUAGUGGAAGAAUGGGAAAAGACUCCCUUGUAAACCCAGCCACCACCUUUGCCACAGACUUUCUGCAGUGGUUCACAAUUAAGAGAUGCUGGAGAGGAGUGCUGCCUGCAUGGUUACCAUGGACAUAGUGAAAAAGGCUCCACUGCCCACUGGGACCGAUGGAUUGCAUUCUGGGAAUGAAUGAAUGAGAGGUAACAGGUGACCUGGACUCCAGUCCCUGCGCACUCUCGUACUUGCAGAAGAGCUUUGGGUAAGUUGUCUCCUCUUUAAGAGGCAGAAUGAAGCCCAGGGCUGUAAGCGGUGGAGUCCCACGGAUGAAGUUUAAAUCCCAGCCCCUGCUACUGACUAGUUCUUUGACACUAGGUACGUUACCUGAUCUCUCUGUACCUCACUGUCCGCAUUUAUACAGUGGGAAUAAUUCCUGCCUUAGAGAAAUAAGGGUACAUGUACAAUACUUGGCACACGGAGUAAUGUCAGGUGUCAUUUAAAACUCUGGGCCUUGUUUUCUCAUCUGCAUUGGGCCCUGCCCUGAAGUGGAAGUGUUAACCUCUUUGGCCGGCUCCUGGGGCUAUCCCAGGCCAGGCAGAGGGAAGGAAUGAAUGGGGACCUAGUGGCAGGACAGGGCAGGUGUCAGCGGGGAGCCAGGAGCCCAGAGCGCCUCUGGACCUGCCUCUCUUGCCCAGGAGGCCCCCCCUUCUGGGGGUGUGGCUCAGCCUGGAGCUGGAGUCUUGCGCUUUUUUCCCCACCUCCGAGCAGAGUUACUGUCCUUUGGGCUGUUUGUCAGGCGGGGGACAUUUGGGGGCAACUGUGCUCCCCAUGUCUUCUGCCCUGCCUGUCUGUGAGCUCAGGGAUGGAAGCUCAGCCAGUCUGGUCAUUGUCUGCGGCGCCUGCCUGCAGCCUCCCUCCAGCCCAGCUCCACCCCUUGCCUGCAAGGUCUGUUUCCUAAUAGCUGCUCCAACCACACACCUCGGUUCCGCGAGGAGCCCCUCCUCUUCCUCCCUCCCUCCCUCAGGGGUGGGACUGGAGAAGAAAGCUCACUUGACAGCAGCACUUCUGAGCUAGUCACCGGCCCCUGCCCAGGAAUGCCUGCUUAUGCGUAGCCAGGCUGCCAAGAACUGGAAAGGAGCCGUCCCAGCCAUGAGCUCCUGCGGGCAUCUGCCGGGGGGCGAGUGGCCCAGAGUCCUCAUGCUGCUCCAAAGGGAGAGGUGAGCACUGGGCAGCCCGCCCGCAGCCAGAGGUGCCAGGAGCCCCAGGCCUGUCAUGGUGGCCGUGUGCAGCUGGCCUGAGGCACUCCCAGACGGGUUUGCAGUUGAGUCUGUUGAUCUGGUGUGGGAAGAAGAUGGGGAGUUACUUGUCCGUUCCAGCGUACUUCACCUCCAAAGACCCCUUUCGGUGUUCAGAAUGCCAGGAUUCCCUCACUAAUUGGUACUACGAGAAGGACGGCAAGCUCUACUGCCACAAGGACUACUGGGGGAAAUUUGGAGAGUUCUGCCACGGGUGCUCCCUGCUCAUGACAGGGCCCGUCAUGGUGGCCGGUGAGUUCAAGUACCACCCAGAGUGCUUUGCCUGUAUGAGCUGCAAGGUGAUCAUCGAAGAUGGGGAUGCAUAUGCGCUGGUGCAGCACGCCACCCUCUACUGUGGGAAAUGCCACAACGAGGUGGUACUGGCACCCAUGUUUGAGAGGCUCUCCACGGAGUCUGCACAGGACCAGCUGCCCUACUCCGUCACACUCAUCUCUAUGCCAGCCACCACUGAGGGCAGACGAGGCUUUUCCGUGUCCGUAGAGAGUGCCUGCUCCAACUACGCCACUACUGUGCAAGUAAAAGAGGUCAACCGGAUGCAUAUCAGUUCCAACAACCGCAAUGCCAUCCACCCUGGGGACCGCAUCCUGGAAAUCAAUGGGACUCCUGUCCGCACACUCCGAGUGGAGGAGGUAAAGGAUGCUAUUAGCCAGACAAGCCAGAGACUUCAGCUUUUAAUUGAGCAUGACCCCGUCUCCCAGCGCCUGGACCAGCUGCGGCUGGAUGCACGGCUCUCUCCCCAUGUGCAGAACGCUGGCCACUCCCCCACCCUCAGUACUCUGGACGCCAAGGAGAACCUGGAGGGGACACUGAGAAGACGUUCCUUGAGGCGCAGUAACAGCAUCUCCAAGUCUCCUGGCCCCAGCUCCCCAAAGGAGCCCCUGCUGCUCAGCCGGGACAUCAGCCGCUCAGAAUCACUCCGCUGUUCCAGCAGCUACUCACAGCAGAUUUUCCGGCCAUGUGACCUCAACCAUGGGGAGGUCCUAGGGAAGGGCUUCUUCGGGCAGGCCAUCAAGGUGACACACAAAGCCACAGGCAAAGUGAUGGUCAUGAAGGAGUUAAUUCGGUGUGAUGAGGAGACACAGAAGACUUUUUUGACUGAGGUGAAAGUGAUGCGCAGCCUGGACCACCCCAAUGUGCUCAAGUUCAUUGGCGUGCUAUACAAGGACAAGAAGCUGAACCUGCUGACAGAGUACAUCGAGGGGGGCACGCUGAAGGACUUUCUGCGCAAUGUGGACCCGUUCCCCUGGCAGCAGAAGGUCAGGUUUGCCAAAGGCAUCGCCUCGGGAAUGGCCUACCUGCACUCCAUGUGUAUCAUUCACCGGGACCUGAACUCACACAACUGCCUCGUCAAGCUGGACAAGACUGUGGUAGUGGCAGACUUUGGGCUGUCGCGGCUCAUAGUGGAGGAGAGGAAAAAGCCCCCAGUGGAGAAGGCCGCGACCAAGAAACGCACUUUGCGCAAGAAUGACCGCAAGAAGCGCUACACAGUGGUGGGAAACCCCUACUGGAUGGCACCAGAGAUGCUGAAUGGAAAGAGCUAUGAUGAGACCGUGGACGUCUUCUCUUUUGGGAUCGUUCUCUGCGAGAUCAUUGGGCAGGUAUAUGCAGAUCCUGAUUGCCUGCCCCGCACACUGGACUUUGGCCUCAAUGUGAAGCUUUUCUGGGAGAAGUUUGUCCCCACAGAUUGUCCCCCAGCCUUCUUCCCCUUGGCCGCCAUCUGCUGCAAACUGGAGCCUGAGAGCAGACCAGCGUUCUCAAAACUGGAGGAUUCCUUUGAGGCCCUAUCCCUGUACCUGGGGGAGUUAGGCAUCCCGCUGCCUGCAGAGUUGGAGGAGCUGGACCACACUGUGAGCGUGCAGUACGGCCUGACCCGAGACUCACCACCCUAGCCCUGGCCCAGCCCCCUGCAGGGGGGCGUUCCACGGCCAGCAUUGCCCCCUCUGCGCCCCAUCCUGUGGCUUCCUGUGGAUUGGCGGCUUGUUUAGAAGCAGCACAAGCCAUCCCUACUACCUCCCCAGGAGGUGAGCGGGCGCAGCACCAGGGAAACACAUCUCCACAGGUUUUGGAGCCUGGUUACUGUUUCUAAACCCAAUACUCGCCUGAAAGCUGUGAAGAAAAAAAAAAGCCUGGCCAGGAGGAAUGUUACUUAGGACCACUUGGGAACUCCCUGGCAGUGGGUUCCCACCCCCAGAGACUACUGGAGACUCUGGCCUACACUAAUCAGCAUGAUGUGGACCUGCUGGGCAGGAUCCCUGGGGAAACUCGCCUGUGGGCUCUGAAGUCUCUGGUCAAGCUGGUGCACAAAGACUUCAUGUGGGUCUGUGAACCAUAUAAACUGGCAGCCAGGUAGUGCUCCAAGAGUGUGAAAUGGUAGCGGUGCUGUCCCACCUCCCCUGGGACAGAGUUGGGGGAGUUGAGCUUAGAAGAGUCUCUCAGUUGGUUUGCGAUGGAACUGGCCAGGAGUUAGGGGAAGGACUGGUUUCUCUUUACUUCCUCGGGGCCACUCUGGCCAGCCCAGAGACCACACUGAUGUGAGAGGAGCUUCCACCACAUGUUCUCAAACUGUAGUGCUGGAGACUGGGCAUAGGUCCCUUCUGCCUGCAACAAGUACUACAAGUGCCAGAAAGAAAGAGCCCCUGCCCUCUGAAAUGUCCGUGUCCUGGCUGCUAUUACCCAUGCCCUCGUGGGCUGCUCAGUCGAAGCCCAGAAGCUUCUCACCAGACUUGCAGACAUUUUGCCUAGAGCUAGAUGGGCUCUGGAGGACAGAGUAGCUUGUCACAGGCCCAGAGUCUCAGGCUGGGAAGUGGGAGGAGACCGCAUUCUCUUGGCCUUGCGGCAGCCACUACUCACUCCUCCACAUCCCUGAUCAGGCAGCAUCUGGGGCUGGGAGGAGGUGAUGGCAGAGCCCCAGAGCUGAGGCACUGAGGGACACAGCUCCCUGAGCUAGGCCAGCUGGCUUCUACCUCCCUUGUUGCCUGGCCCGGCUCACUAGUUCCUGGCCACAGCCCCGAGUCACAGCCUUGGACACUGGACAGCCCUUGGGGCACCCUCUGCCUUGGCUUCCAGUGCUCCAGGGGCUCUGUAGCACAACUAGAUUUGCCUCCUAAGUGUCUGAGUUUAGACCAUAUUUAAACAAUUGGGAAUGGGACUGGGAUAUUAAUGCAAUGUGGUGGUUUAUUUUUUGGGGUGUAGGGAUGGGAGUGAUCCAGGAGAGUGGUUGUUAUUAUUAGUAUCUUCAUCUUGUUCUAUCAGUUGGGUGAUAUGUGAAAUAUUGUAAAUAGACCUGAUGAGUUAUGGGAUCAGAUAUCAUCUCUGGCCAGAGUUUACCUUCUGCCUAUACUGUACAUACGUGUAGAGGUUGCCAGCUUGUCAUGGGGUUGAGCUGUGGGCUCCCAGUAGCAGCAGGGUUUACCAUUGUGUGGCUGGUUGUGCCUCAACUGUCCCCAGCAAGUGCAAGUGUGGUGGGCUGAGCUACAUUUAUUAAGCAGACUAAAUAAAUUAAGCAGUUAACAUAACUGAUGAUACUGAGGUGAAAAAAGUGACUUGGGGCCUGGCUUUGGAAAAUAAAUGUGGGUCUGCUGGCCUGUGUCUGUGCCAGGAAGGGCGGAGCCUCCCCUGCUCUUUGUAGAGUAACACCACUGGCCACCUCACCCCAGACCACAGAAUUCCCCGUGGCAGGGUCCUGGUGUUCCCCAAGUCCCAUCCUCUCUCCCUGGAUGCAGACACUAAUCUGCUCCAGAUAUCAUGUACAUCCCACCUAAGGCAGCCCAUUCCUGGAAGCAAGUCUGACUGACCCAUCAAAGCCCCACAGAGCCUGACUCCCACCUGCUUGCUGAGUGGGAUCUUCAGGCCCUACUUCCCCAAAUCCCCCAAUAUACAUAUACUUCUCCAGCCUGGAUGUCCUAGUGUCCUCUCUGCAGGGCUAGGUAACACUUUCAUGUUGUUAAUUGCCGUUGAUUCUGAUUAGGUGACCCCAUGUACAACAGAACAAAACGUUGCCUCGUCCUGUGCCAUCUUCACAAUCAUUGUUAUGCUGGAGUAAAUUCUUGUGGCCACUGUGUGUUUUGAGUGCCUUCCAGCCUAGGGGGCUCAUCUUCCAGAAUUGUAUCAGACUAUUCUGUUGUGAUCCAUAAGGUUUUCAUUGACUAACUCAUAGAAGGAGAUCUCCAGGCCUUUAUUCCUAGUCUGUCUUGCCUGAAGUUCUCUUGAAACCUGUCCACUAUGGGUGACCCUGCUGGUAUCUGAAAUACCAGCAGCAUAGCUUCCAUCAUCAUAGCUACAUAUAAGCCACCACAGUAAGACACAUGGGUACAUGGGUGGUGGGACAUAACGGGAUGAGAUGAAUACAAGUCACCCUCACCCCUUGUGUUUCCCUACAAGUGCUUGAGAGAAAAUCUUUUUCUUCUCACUUCUGCACCUGGGGGUGGGGGCAGGGUAAGCACUGGGCAGGGUGAAGCUGGCUGGUUAGUGGGGUCCUGGCACAAUAUACCCAUUAUACCCAAAGGUGUUUUCUCCCAAGGCUUGAGGAAUGCAACAGGGUAGAAUGGUUCCUGAGGAACCAACGCUCGGGGUGCCACUUGUUGGCAUUAUAUAGUGCUAUACAGACAGCAACAUCUGGUCCUGGGCAUAGGUCUUCCUGGGUGUUCCUAGAGGCUGCAAACCUGUUGAACUCCCUGCUAGAAGUCCAAGAAAGACUCCUGGUAGCUUUUCAUUGUGGAACCCUCAAGAAUCACCCCGCAGGGCCCUUCCUCAUCCCCAGGCAGCCCAACAACCCAUCUUCGUGCACACCCUUCUCUCCUGUGGCUGCUACAGCACCACCACUCACUCCCCUUGACUCCAGCUCUGGGUAGGGCUGCCUGGAUGCUGGUCUUCAUUACCUCCGGAAGAAUGCUAUGUAAGGAGGCUACUGCAGUGACCAAGUGCCUUCUUGGGAUGUCUGCACACUGUCCUUCCUGCAGCUUCAUCUGAAAGGAUUCCUGGUGAGGAUACCAGUCAACAUAGAAGCUACAGUUACCAGCCAUCCACCUGUUGCUGACUCCCAGCUUCCUGAUUCAGGACCAAGGGGCAGGAGAGAAGGCUCAACUUCACUGCACAGGUGCCAGCAAGGUGACGUGCAGUUCCUCAACUUCUGGAGC